Messenger RNA from Astrephomene gubernaculifera, 5803 nucleotides. NCBI's taxonomy places the organism in Eukaryota, Viridiplantae, Chlorophyta, Chlorophyceae, Chlamydomonadales, Astrephomenaceae. The record is from the annotation of a GenBank genome assembly.
GCACAGCCUUCCCCAAUCGGUUUGAAUAUAGGCGCAUCGUGCAGGCAGUCCAUGCACGGGGAGUCCACGUGCUGAUAGGAAACUGUCCAACCCGUUCGCACAGAGGACGACCGCGCUUUAGUUCCAGUAACAAUAUCCUAGCGCCGCGGAUGCUGGUGGCGCAAAUACUAGGUAGCCCGAAUACGGUUCCCCCAUCAUUGCUCUAGCCGUGCGCCAGGUUGCUGGGCAGGUUGCUGUCUUAGAGGGGCCGAGGCGCUGCAUCUGUCGACUUUACUUCCAGAGAGGGUGUUUGAGAGCGACGGGCAGCCACUUGCCGAAUCACAUGCCAGCAUACCACGUUGGAAGUCUUGAUGCUUGGCUUGACGGCAGCGCGCCUGUCGGCAACUACGGAUGCCAUACUCAGGGCCGCCAUCGAGCGAGUUGUGUAAGCAGCGCAGCGCGCACAGGGACAAGUGGCGUCGGUGGGGAUGUUCAUGAAGGCAAAUCAGCAAAAUCUGAUUUGGCAGUAUGCUCAGCGCCUGCUGCUGUGGCUUAUGCCGACUACCAACCCACGUCGUCCGCACCGCUAUCCGAGCCUCAGAAUGCUCCUGAACCUGCAUCCGAGCCCCCAGCCGGCUUACCUUCAACCUCCGGCAUAACUUCAACCUGCCCUGAAAGGCUGCCUGCUGUAUUAUCUUCAGCCAAGCGACAAUCUCUGCUGUCGCUGCAACUCCGAUGUACUUCUUCUGUUCCCGUGGAGUCCCUCAGACGCCUCCUGUCUGAAAGCGACACAGCCAACACCACCACCACCACCACCGCCAGCAGCGCACCUGCGGGACCUUCCUCCACUCCAACUCUGUCCUUCCCGCAUCAUCCUUCACCACCCACAUCAAGUAUCAACACCGUCAGCGCUUUUUUUCUGCCCUCCACCGUCGCUGCCGACCGUGCUGCUGCAUCCGCCGUCACGCUCUCACUAGCCUCGUCUGGUGAUGACGUCAGCAGCAGCGGCAGCAGCAGCUGUUGCUGCCCGGUAUCCGCCUCCGACGCGUCGUCCAGCUUGUACGGCGUUUGGAGUGAUCGCAGCGGCAGCAGCAGCCUCGGCUGCGGAGGCGGUGGUCUUGGCAGCAGUGGCAGCAACACCCUACAGCUGUGCAUCCGGGGGAACGCAAGCAGUGGCAGCAGCAGCAGCUUCUCCACGCUGGUGUGCUCACCAGUGGAUUUGAGCCCGCCGAGCGUUGCAACAUUGGCAGCAGCACGUACACAUCAGGAUGUUACCGCCGGUGUUGCUAGGGUGGCCGCUGGCUUGGGUAACGGCGGGGAGCAUACCGCUGCUGUCAGCGGUAGCGAUGUUUCGCCGGUGGUUAGGUUGGGCGAGCCGGUUAUUGUGACCGUGGCGCCGCCUGCUUUUGCGUCCCUUCACACUUGCGUCAGCGAGCAGUCAGAUGCCACCUCCAGCCUCCUUGACUCCUUCGUCCCGCUCCCCAAGGACAUCUUCUUUCCAUCUCCAGACGCCGGCCUCGGUCUCGCGACGUGCGCAGCCAGAAACACACGCCCCAACCGACCCAACCGCCUAACCACGGACCUCACCAACUGCCGUCAACAACCCGACAGUAGCACUACCGCACAAGCUUCGUCAGACUCCGCAGCUGGCAAGGCUGACAACGGCAGCUUGCCGGUCAUCCCUUCGCGUUCGGAAGUACCGUCUUCGCUGCUGUUAACAUCAGCAGCUACAGAAGGGAGGAGGGAGGUAGCGAGCCUGACAGACGCCUGGAGUGUGGUGGUGGAGGCGGGUUCCGCCGCGAUGGCCGCCGGUGCCUCACGGGCGCAAGCAGGGCCAAGACAAGAGCAGGAAACAGAGGUUGAGACUCCGGGGCCGCAGACGCUGCUGCUGCAGGCAGCGGAGGCGGAAGCGCAGAGUCGUGUCACAGCAGAGGCCGGAAAGGAGGAGGAGAAGAAGCAGGAUGACUCGGAGUCUCGGCGUCGCGGGUCAUCCCGAGGCGUCUCCUUUGCCGAGCUCUUCACCACCCACCUAGUGGCCCUACCCGGCUCCUCCCAGCAGCCCAGCGGCGGUGACGGCAGCAGGAACAACACCACAACCAACACCAUAACCAACAGCAGCAGCAACAACAACAACAACAACACCGCGCGCGGCAUGGGGUAUGCUGCUGGCGUCAGUAACGCAGCUCGGGGCUGCAGCGGCGGCAGGAGCAGUGUCUUGCAGCGUUCCAAGAGCCUAGGACUCGACCACCUUCCCCCACAUCAACAGCGGAACCACAGGUCCCCGCUGUACCCGUUUGCUUGUACGGAGGAGGCAGAAGCGGACGACCAAGGUGCGAUCAAUGAAAACAAAGGAAACACCAAUGACGAUGCAGGCAACGACGACAACACCUCGUCUGACGACGGCAGUGCUGACGGCGGCGGCACCUGCGGGUUGCUGGGAGGCAGCCCCACGGACGGGUUGUUGCCGGCUGAACUCUCCCGGGCGCUGUUUGAGGGGACUGUACGGCGGGGCUGUCCGCGUAAGAACCCGGUGCUCGCUCGCUCGGCUAGCCAGCCGGUGUUCGGUGGCUGGAUUUAGGUCGGGCAGGAGGGGGGCUGUGCGGGUUCAAGUAGUUUGAAGGAUGGAGAGUAGUGGGAUGAGGUGCACGAGCAGCACAGCUGCGCAGGUGGUUUUCUGCGAAGGAAGUGGGAAGUGGUAGGGAAUCCGGAUAUGACGCGUAUCACGGGUAGGUAGUGAGGCGGUGCGAGCGCUGAGUUGGAUGGCAGGGUGGGAGUGGCAACAGAGGGAGGCUGAGGAAGUCGAGGAGGGCUGAGAGGGAGGGAAGACAGGGAUGGCACCGACUGAGGAGUGGAGGUUGGGUAUUAAUGUGUGUGAGCGUUGGCUGAGGGUGUUGCACGUUUUUUGGCAAGACGUUGUGAACAGGAGGGUUGGUGGUUAUGCAAGGUAUGAGAAAGCGGUGUGAGAAUUGCGAGUCGAACAAAGCAGAAGAAGGUCUCGCGGCAGCAAGGGUGCGGGGGCGAGGGGGCGAACGCGAUGGCUAAGGUUAGGGCGGUGCCAACAUUGAUGUAGGUGGUGUUGCUGAUGCGACAGUUUCAGCAUAUGUCCGUCACAGUCGGCCCGUACCGAGCGCUUCAUGGGUUUGGUAACUUGCUUGCUUACUCGCGUGUGUUGCAAUGUUGGGAUUUGGCUAAUGACAUGUUACAAUAAUUCUUUCGGCGGUGCAGCAUGAGCUGUGGCUGGAUUGUGCUUCUGUGGUGUUGUAUGUGGUUGUGCAGUAGCGGCGCUGUCUGGUUAUGGAGCAACCCCUGCUCCUCAUCCUGCUGCUCGGUGUACUCUCUGUAGGAGCUUUACACAAGUGAUGUACUACUUUAUUGUUUCCUACAAUCUACAAGCGGCCCUUAGCAACAGAUAGAUGACGACACGCGGCUUGAAGCAACAUCCUGAUUGUGAGAGACCUUGUCAGGUGCGUUGCGAGAGGGAGGCAAACAGUCCGGGGUGUGUGUUGGCUUAGGUUUAGGUCAGUGAAGGUGGCGGUUGGGAGCAAGGGUAUACAAAAUAAACCAAUAUAGCUAGACAAGGGCGACGAAAAAUACGUGAUGUGUGGUUUUUAAACAAGCAUGCGUGUUCACCUCCAUGACAAAUUAUUUUCUGCGUUAGUUGCUUGUCCUUGAAUGACAAAAUGACGUCCUUUAGAUCGGUGAGCUCGCGGCGGUUUAUCGACAUGUGUGCAUCGUCGCCUGCUGCGUAAAGCGACACGACGUAACACGAGGGAUUGUGGAACGCAGUAGGCGGUUUGGGCUUUGUUCACUGUGAUGGGCGUCCAGCGCCUGCCUUGCCCUCGUGCAGAGGGCAGCAGCCGAACGUUUUGCACAGCUGCAUUCGGAUGCUGUUGUCUAGCGGAUUGUGGGGGAACGGCAUGGGGGUAAGUUAGCACGAUAGAUAGGCGUUUAAUGGAUGGUGGGCAGUUUGAGAUGCCAAAUUCUUAUACGUCUCUGCUUCUACGGUCAAUGUUGGAUUGUUUACGGCAUGUUUGGUUGCAGCUGCUGCGGUUGUUAGUUGUCGUUGUGCUGCCUGAAUGUACGGUAUUUGAAAGGAUGAGUUGCUGGGGGUAUGGUUUUGGCCUGCGGCAGGUAUUAACCGCGUAUGAUAUAUGAGUUGCCGUGCAUAAAACUACCAUCAAUCGGAGCCUGUGCUAGAUUAGGUUUGAGUUUGCUUGCCUGCCCAGCUGCGUUUGGGCCCAGCAGGCCCUGGAGAAAGAAUCUGGAAGUUUAUUAUCUGGAAAAGUCUGGAAAACGAACGUGAAUGGUGUCAGAGUUUCUCCGCCUUGAGGGUUUCAGGCGCUAGCCUAUGUGUCACCUGCCUGCAUGGACACGCAUUCCUCCGAAUCGUAAACGGCUGUGUAAUGCAGCCGCCGCUAUCUACGUGAAUGCUAUCUACUUAAGAAGCGAUGCGGAGUUGGUUUGCUGGUUGGUUGGUUGUUGAGGUCCGUCGGGAAGGUGUUUGUGAGCACCCGACUGCUGUUAUGUGUUGCGGCCUCGGCUCUUGGCGUGUGGAUAGCGGGAGCGCACGUGUAUUUGCUCUUGGUAGGGGUACUCUUACGCAUACUUUCCGCGGGAGGAGCGAGGGGCGUCCUGAUUGUGAAACCUGCACCUACCCUCGCUCCCACAUUAUCUUGGUGUUGACCUGCCGAGUAUUUCCUGUCUCUCUCCAUGUGCAUUGUAAGCACUCGAGCGCGAUUUGCCGUAUAUGUUGUGUGAUUGUGCAGCCGCUGCUUGCCAUGUAUGUAUGUUGGCCUAGGCGGGUAAGUAAAGCCCCUGGCAGGCAGGCAAGGGGGCAAGGGGCUGCGUUCCCCCCCGGUGGUGGUUCACGUCGCGAGUUGGAGGUCGCAUUUGUUGGCAUAGUUUGGCUAGGAUUCAUUAAUGCACUGCAGGUACAACGGCAAAUACUAGGAUGGAGCAGAUCCGAGCAGCAGCAGCAGCAGCUGGGAAUGAGGGGACUGGAAAGAGCUAUCCGCGGGCGAUGUGUGCAGGAACGGCGGCGUUGUCUUAUGACCGCAGCAUUGUCUCAUAAGACACGACGUGAAGCGAUGGGAAUCUGUACAGGCUGGUAGGCAGCAAGCCAGCUGCCGGGUGGCGGAAGGGAAUCAGGGACGGUGUCUGGGUUUGUGUGUUGGGUGUGGCGGAUGGCUUUACUUGGGUGAACUGCAUGCAUAUGGGUGCAUGCAUGUGUACCUGUGUGCAUGCCGGGGGUAGUCAGCUAGCUGCCGGGGUCUGUUUCCGCUUCCGGUGGGGUGGUUGGGUUCCGAGUGCCAUGGAGGGACAGCCCCGUGUCCCACAGAAGGGGUGCAAGGGGGAGGCUCGCAGCUCGACGUGUGGAGGCGCGUGCGGAGGAUGAGCUGACGCGGUGCGCGAGGGACGCUGCUCGAUAACAGUUGCACGGAUACGCUUGUCCACGACGUCGGUGAUCUAAUGAAGGCAGGUAGGCGGGCAUUGGCUGUGAGCUUGCAGCAAAACCGCCCAGCACUGGUAGCAUUUCGUUGGUUGCGUGGGGUACCUUGGCUGGUGCUUCUAGUAUGCAGGUGUGGUUGACCUAGAGAAUGCAGGCGAAAGGGUGAGGCUUUCGGGGAGGAAGGACGUGUGUAUGGCAUGUUAUUGCGUGUGGGGCAAAAAGGAGGUUGUUGACGAGCUAGUGCGAGUGUGGGGUGGUGUUGGUGGUGCCAUGGCGCUUGCGCGGUUAAAACAGUGUUUGCAUUUUCUUCUUGUACUACUAAACAGAUUGUAAUUGAAGAGCAGGUGGCCCCGGUGCUGCGGCCGUAGCAGACGG